Messenger RNA from Paramecium tetraurelia, 3282 nucleotides. RefSeq lists its product as uncharacterized. Gene Ontology annotation, molecular function: ATP binding; P-type transmembrane transporter activity; ATP hydrolysis activity. NCBI's taxonomy places the organism in Eukaryota, Ciliophora, Oligohymenophorea, Peniculida, Parameciidae. The transcript is spliced from 6 exons. The record is from RefSeq and is a predicted model, not a curated record. Gene Ontology annotation, cellular component: membrane.
AUGCUUAUAAAAGUAUUUAAUGUUGAAUUUUAAAUCAUUUAAUUCGUUUUAGUAAAUUAUUUAAGGCUGAUGUCAUAUCCUGUUAAAAACUCUGAUGUCGAAGGACAACAUCUUCUUAUUUCUGUAGCAUUUGCUUAACUAAGCAAAAUUAGACUUAUAUUGGCCAUUCUGCUCUCCUUAAUAACUGCUUUUCUAUUUGCGUUGGCCUUAAAAUAUUCGAAUAAACUAUAUACUAAUUUCCUAUUUAUUUAAGUCGACGAUGAAGUUUCAGCGACACAUUACCUGAUUACAACUUCAAAAAAUGAGUAAUUUGUAUGUCCAAAACAUUUAAUCAAAGAAAAAUCCUAUUUUACAUUUAGAAUGUUGGUAUAUGGUUUCAAUUCUUAAAUCUAAAGUUUUGAGCCUAUAGAGUUUGAGUGUAAAGGUAGAAUCAUAUCUGAAAUGAUUAAACUUCGAAAUAAAUAAGACAGGAAUGUAAAACGUGAAUAUUUUGGUUAUUGUUCUAUACAAAUACCAAUAGAUUCUAUUUUAGUCUAUUCGUUUAAUGCCUUCACAGGGGCUUUCAAUUUAUUGCAAUAUUUUGCAGUUGCUAUAUGGAUUGCUGAAAACAUUAUUUUACCAUCAAUAUUGAUUCUCAUUUUUACUUUGUUGUCAGUUUACAUUAACUAUUUUUUAUAUGUUCGAUCUAGAAAACGAUUAUAACAAUUGGCAAAUUAUGAGUAGAAUGUUGAAAUUUAUGAUAGAGAUAAAUUAAAAUUAAAUCAAAUUUAUCAGAAAGUACCAAGUAGUUGGUUAUUGCCAGGGGAUUUAUUGGUUUUGAAAGAGAAUCAGGUUUUAAAUUGUGACUGUGCAAUAAUUGAAGGUGAUGUUUUAGUGAAUGAAGCAACGUUAACAGGAGAGGACAUUCCCAUUCCUAAAUGUGCUUUUCAGAAUUAAAAUGUCGAAUUUUCAUUUGAAAAAAUGAAUUAAAAUUGUUUAUUUGAAGGUACAAAGCUAAUUCAAGUCAAUCGUGGUGUUGCUAUAGUAUUAAGAACAGGAUUUAGUACUUUGAGGGGAUAAUAUUUUAGAAAUGUACUUUAUCCACAUCCGCAGUCAAUGAAGUUUUAUAUUUAAGCAGCAAAAUUUCUUUUAGGAAAUGGUUUGAUCAUGGCAGCAAUUUUUGGAUUCUUUUUAAUCAGCUAUAUUCCUAUGGAUUUUGAACCAAGUAUAUUAGUCUUAAGAUUUUUGGAUAAUAUAGUUUGGUCUAUACCUCCUUCUAUGCCUAUUUUUUUUUAGGUAUGCAAGACUUUUAGUUUAGUAAAAUUGGAGAAAAAAGGAAUAAUUGGAAAUAAUGCAGAGAAAAUAGAGUCAGCUGGAAUAAUAGACACAUGUUGUUUUGAUAAAACUGGUACAUUAACAACUUUAGGAUUCAAAGUUGUCAAAGCUAUUCCUCAAGAAGAAUAACCAAUAUUGAACGCUAUUAUGGGUUGUUGUCAUCAUUUAUUAAAAGUUAAUGGGAAUAUAAUUGGAGAUCCAUUAGAAAUUGAGAUGCUCAGAUUUGUAGGCUGGUAAUGUGAUUUCGAUAAAUAACGUACUAUUAUCAAUGGAAAUAAUAAAUAGUUUGUGAUACAUAAGAUAUUUGAUUUCAAUACUUAAAAUUUUAUGAUGAGCGUUAUUGUUUCAGUCGAUCAGAAAUACUUCUUAUAUACAAAAGGUACUCCUGAGUCGAUCAAUUAGAUUGCUCUAAGUAAAAGGGAUGAUUUAAUUAAUGAGUUUAAUAUUAAUGCCACUAAAGGUUAUAGAAUCUUGGGAUUAGCUUAUAGGGAACUUCAAAGUAAUCAAAUCGACCUAACAAGGGAAUAGUUAGAGUAAUCACUUAAUUUUGUAGGCUUAUUAUUAAUGGAAAACCCAUUAAAAUAAGACACUGCAGAUGUAAUAGCAGCUUUAAAGAAGAGUGGGCUUGAUAUUAAAGUAAUAUCAGGGGAUAAUCCAUUAACCACAAUUUAAUGCAGCAAGAUGGCUUAGAUAUUAACUGCUGAUCAAGAUAUUUCAUUUAUAGAUUAUAAUGAAUAAGAUUAAUCAGUUACAAUUUAAUCCAACAAUGAUAAGAAGGUCAUACAAAUUUAAUAAUAAAAUAUUUUCAAUUAAUUAGACACAAUAAUUGAUGAUAAGUCUGAACUGGCAAUAACUGGUAAAUUUUUAGAUUACGUGAUUACUCAGGGUAAUUUAAAAGAUAUUAAUGAUUUAAAUGAUAAUUAAUUAGCUAAAGCAAGCGGUAAGAAUAUGGUAUUUACAGAAAUUGCUUAAAUAGACACAGAAGAUGUAAACGUUAAGAAAUUUCUAUUUAAUCUUAUAAAAAAAACAAAAGUAUUCGCUAGACAGAAACCAGAAUAAAAGAAGCAUGUAAUUUAGGUUCUGUAAAGUCUUGGUAAACAAGUAUUAAUGUGUGGAGAUGGAGCUAAUGAUUGUUCUGCAAUUUCGUAAGCCUAAGUGGGUAUAUCAUUCAAUGAAGCAGAUGCCUCUUAUACAGCACCAUUUAUUAGUAGAUCCAAUUCAAUUGAUUGCGUUAUUAAGAUACUUUAAUAGGGUAAGGUAUCAAAAAGAAAUUUCAUUGAAGUUUUUCAGUAUUUGAUUAGUGUUAAUGUAAUCAAAUUUAUUGCUAUUCUAAUUACAUUUCUCGAAGCUGAAACUUUUGCUGACAUUUAAUUCACAUACACUAGUUUAAUCGCAAUAAUUCCUUUACUGACCUUUUUAUGCAUGUCAGGACCUUGUGAUACCUUAGCAGAUCAAAAUCCUAUAGAUGACUAAUUUGCUUUAAGAAAUCAAUUGUAAAUUUAUAAUAAUCUCUUUUGGGCAUCAGUAGGCUUAAUUAUUAAUUAUUUCCUCUCUUAGUAAGCACGUGAUGUUCACACUUGUUAAUUCAAAGAACCUAUUGAUAAUUGUAUUCCAAAACCAAUUAAUAGUUUAAAGUAAUCAGGUGAUAUUCAAUCCAUAAUGUUCUUGAGUAUUAUCUUUUACUUUAUGACCUUCGCUAUUAAUCUCUAUGUGUCAAGUCCAUUUAAACUUAGAUACUAUUAAAAUAAGCUAUUAUUAGUAUGGACUAUUAUUGGUUUUGUGAUAUUUUUUUUGGCUGCAAUUUUCCCUAAUUAAGGUGGAAAAUGGUUAAAAGUGAUAGAUAUUAACGAUAAUACCUAUAAAGGAUUUAAUUGGAUUAUGAUUGCAGUUGUAAUAGGGACAGCAACGGUUGGAUUUAUUACAUAAAGACUCCUGACUAAAUUUUAUCCUUCAUAAUAAAGAAUAUGA